UGGGGCGCGUUGCAGUGAGUCACUACAUCGUGGCGACGCUUCAUAAGUCAAUAAAGAUCAAUAAUAAUAAAAUAUGAUUUCGGCGAUUUUACGAAGGUCUACUGUGUGACUGGCCGUAGUGCGCACAGAAUAGUGUGAACUUUUUCCCAAAUUUACAUAUGCUUCCAACAAAUAAAUGCAAAACACGGGAAGGAAAUCAAAUUUCUCAAACAAAGGCCUCGACAGUAAACUUCACCCUACAUCGCCCGCAAAAGACGCUUCUGUGCAACAAAAACCAAUUCCAAAGCCUUUGCCGAUCCCUCCCCAAAUUACAAUUGCGAACACCAUGUAAGACGGUCAAAUUGUCAUGAAUUUUUCAUCAGUCUAAUUUCUCCAUUCAAAAGUUACUGCCCACACCAUGCUUUGCAUAAUCACGCGUCCUUGCUGCUUGCCUGGUAACCAAAGUCCCGACGGCAGUCAGCGUUCGCUCGUUCUGCCCACGCUCACGGUAUGCCCCUGCGAAUAGGCAACUACGGCGCUGCCCUUCAUCCCGUUUUCGCAUUCGGCGCUCUAACCGCCGUUUUCCCGGCCUCGCGAGCAACGGCCCGCGCCAAGUUCAACACCUGCGUGCUCGCCGCCCUGGCUGCGUUUUUGUUCUACGGCAUGUACCGCUUCUCGAGGUUUUUCCUCGCCGCGUGGAAAGACCACGACAAAAGAGAAACCUCGCUGAAUUUGACGAACGUUGUAAUACUCUCGUCAAACUUCAUUGCCGGCUUGGCAAUUAUGUACACGUGCCUGCUGAAAGCCGACAGGUUCGACCUCAUCCUGAAAAAUAUUCAGCGACUAUCCACAUUUCUGAACUUCGACGCGUCUGCUGGCCACGCCAAUCUGCGUCGCAGGGUUUGGAUCAGGUCCGUCUCAGCAUUCGUCAUCAUGAACUUCCUGUUUGUCUAUGAACCCUUUGUGUGGCCAGACUACUUCCACCUCCUUGAUCUGAUCGGCAGACUUUGGUCGUCGGUGGCUAUUGCCAUACUGGAAAUGCAAGUCAUAUGCAUUGCUGACUGUUUAAGGGAGAUCUUUUGCUUGCUGAACGCCCGACUGGUGGCAACCAAAAUGUCGAUUCGAACCUUGAGAAAAAGUCAUGGCGAUCUCUGCGACACUUUACAUCUUUUUCAGGAACAUUACGGCGUUUUUAUUGUAGCCAAUAUACUUUACUUGUUUACAAGUUUGACUUUCGGUAUGUACUUUUCGAUUGUCGGAAUAUACCAAAACUUGCCCGAUGUGGAGAAAAUUAUCAAACAGGCGGUUGUUUCUGACUCUUGGUUGUGUUACGCCGGUUACAGACUAGUUCAACUGGUAACGCUGUGUAGUUCGUCGUUAAAAGAGGCAAGAAAAACUGGCAUAUUUAUAUUUCGACUAAACCAUCCCAAUAUAUGGCAGAUUGAAAAAAAAGAGCUGCUUAUAUUCAGUCGGCAAAUUCAGCACCAGCCUCACAAAUUUUAUGCGACUGGAAUCUUGGCUUUGGAUAAUUCUCUGUUAUUUGAGACAUUUAGUGCGGUAGCCACUUACUUCUUUAUUAUGGUGCAAUUCCAAAAUUCCCUGUAGUUCACCAAAUCGUAAAUAACAAGGUCUAAUAGCAAAAUAGGUGAAUCAGUUUUACGGUAAAAGCUUAAUCAUUCACAAUCCACUACAUCCAGAUCAAAAAUCCAGUUGUAAAAAUGGGUGAGUUAUAAUAAAAUAAUAAUAUCUAUAAUAAGACACCAUGAUCUACAAUAAAAGUGCAUAUUAACGAGCUUUGCUAUGCUUUUGUGGGCUUGCGUUUGUCGGCCAGAGAUCUUGUGUCGUUGAUGUGGAGCCUCUUCAAUUUCUGUGAAAUCUGGCCGCUGCUCUCACUGUGCCAGUUUGCCAGGUUCUGGAGGCGGACAUCGGCGCUGACGUCACAAUCCAACCUUUGGCACCCGGAGCGGUCAGACCUCCAUCGAGUGCGGCACUCCACUCGAGACCACCGCCGUAUGGCUUUUGAAAUCCCUGAAUAUUGUCCAAAAGGAUCUCAAGUACAAGGUUGUGGAUCCGGAGAACUACAAUGGUUGUGCAAGUCAAGGCACAUGUGGCCUUUCAAGGAUGGCACGAAGCGCCGCAAGUCGAGAGCCGCCGACCUGCAGGGAGCCGCCGGUUUCCAGCAGGGCAUUGCCAGGGCAGCCUCUGCCAGGCACAACCACGGAUAAAACCGCUCCAUUUUGUGCAUUUUAAGACACACUUCAACCAACUUUUAUCGAGUCAGUGAAAUUUACCCAUUUCGCCAGAAAUGUUGUAAAUCAAUAAAGCCCGUGU
Molecule: messenger RNA, 2310 nt
Organism: Neocloeon triangulifer
Lineage: Eukaryota; Metazoa; Arthropoda; Insecta; Ephemeroptera; Baetidae
Exons: 7
Coding region: 490-1584 (364 amino acids)
Biological process (GO): sensory perception of taste
Cellular component (GO): dendrite; neuronal cell body; membrane
Source: RefSeq, a predicted model, not a curated record